CUCAUUAACAAAGGAAAAUCCAUUCAAAAACUGAAAAACAACACAGGGAAAACAGUAGAAACCAAGAAUUUAUACAGUUAGGAAAAGAGUUAUAGGGUGGCGACUAGAAAUCCAGAAGGGGAGACGCGUGGAAGCCGUCUCCAGGUGUUCCUUUCAUCAUUGUUAGCCAGCAUUGGUGGAGUUUUAGGCCAGGUUGUAGAACAAGAAGAAGAACCAGAGAUGGCGUCUACAGCUAUUGUUCCUCAGGAGGAAAACAAUGAAGAAGUGAAGCAGAAAAAUGUAAUAGCAGAUGGAAGGAAUCGAAGAGUUCUUCAAGACAUUGGCAAUUUUGUCAAUGAACGAGCAGCACAGGGAAAGAAACCAAUUACUGAAGGAGUUGCUGCUGUUGCACAAGCUCUGAAAAGAGGUGGUGGUGCAGUGACAAAGGUGGUAGUAGCUCAAAGAAAGGUAGUUGACAAACUAAAACAUGAGACUGUGAUCGUAAUAAGUUCUGAUGAAAAAACUGAGAAAAGCAGAAAUGUUACCAGAAGAGAAGAAUCUUCAAGGAAGGAAGUUAAAACCCUCACUUCAAUCCUCUCUGCUCGAAGCAAGGCUGUUUGUGGUCUUACCAAUAAGCCUAAAGAUUCCAUUGAGGACAUUGAUGGAGCUGAUGUUGGUAAUGAAUUGGCUGUUACUGAAUAUGUGGAUGAUAUCUAUAAGUUCUACAAGCUCACAGAAGACGAAGGUCGAGUACAUGACUAUAUCGAUUUGCAGCCUGAUAUCAAUGCAAAGAUGAGAUCAAUCCUCAUGGACUGGUUGAUUGAAGUCCACCGCAAAUUCGACCUUAUGCCAGAAACACUAUAUCUUACCAUGAAUAUUGUUGAUCGAUUCCUUUCGAUGAAGGUUGUAUCAAGAAAGGAACUACAGUUAGUAGGAAUUAGUGCAAUGCUAAUAGCAUGCAAGUACGAAGAGAUUUGGGCACCAGAGGUCAAUGACUUUGUUUUCAUAUCAGACAAUGCUUAUGUUAGAGAGCAGGUCUUGGCCAUGGAGAAAGCAAUCUUGGAUAGGUUAGAAUGGUACCUAACAAUUCCUACACCGUAUGUCUUCCUCGUUCGGUACAUCAAAGCCUCUAUUCCAUCUGAUGAUAAGAUGGAGGACUUGGUGUUUUUCCUUGCUGAGCUUGGUCUGAUGCAAUACCCAACUGUUGUUUUGUACUGUCCUUCCAUGUUAGCUGCUGCUGCGGUGUAUGCUGCAAGAUGCACCCUUGACAAGAGCCCUCUUUGGAGUGAAACUCUAAAGCACCACACAGGCUACUCUGAAGGCCAGCUUAUGAAUUGUGCAAAACUCUUGGUUAAAUUUCACUCCACAGCUUCAGAAAGCAAGCUCAAGGCAGUGUAUCGGAAAUUCUCGACUCCAGAUCGCUGUGCCGUCGCUCUUCUUUCGCCCGCAAAAAGCCUUUUGUCAAAUCAUUGUGGAGAGUUAUUCUGAAUUCAGAUGAUUUGCCAAAUCAGGAUGUUGUUUGUAUAUUUUGUUCUUUGUUUGGGUUGGACUAUCUAUUAUUAGGAAUUUGAUAUUGACCAAGUGUGAUGUUUGUAAAGGUUGAUGCUUAGUUGCAUUUUGCUUUUAAUCUCAUGUAAACUAAUUUCUCAUUUACUUGACUCUUUGUUGUUUCUCACAUGUAAUGUACCCUUUGUAUUUUCCACUUGCACCAACCUGAUUGGAUAAAAAACCCAAGUAUGAAACACUUUAUCAGGUGUUAACACUGAUUUGACAUAGAAAAGUGAAUUUCGCUACUGAUUGGAUAAAAACCCAAGUAUGGAAACCCUUUCCUCUUUUAUCAUCUGUGACAUAGAAAAGUUUCCUCUUUAUUACUAUUUUUUUAUUACAUCAAGAUAAAAUCUUAAUAUAUAAGAGAAAAAAAAAAUUUUACUCGAGACCAAACCUUUUACGUCUCUUCAAAUACCUUUAACGAUUCCGUCUGGGACUCCUCUU
This is a messenger RNA of Durio zibethinus, 1971 nucleotides long. Lineage: Eukaryota; Viridiplantae; Streptophyta; Magnoliopsida; Malvales; Malvaceae. The record is from RefSeq and is a predicted model, not a curated record.